Anopheles marshallii is the source of this 957-nucleotide messenger RNA. RefSeq names its product peroxisomal membrane protein PMP34 (gene PMP34). The record is from RefSeq and is a predicted model, not a curated record. Gene Ontology annotation, cellular component: peroxisomal membrane. NCBI's taxonomy places the organism in Eukaryota, Metazoa, Arthropoda, Insecta, Diptera, Culicidae. Gene Ontology annotation, molecular function: coenzyme A transmembrane transporter activity; FMN transmembrane transporter activity; ATP transmembrane transporter activity. The transcript has 3 exons. The coding region runs from base 1 to 957 and encodes 318 amino acids.
AUGUCCCAAUCGAAGUUGAAGCAGGUGUUUAGCUACCAAUCGUGGGUACAUGCGGUAUCCGGAUCAGCGGGUAGCGUGAUUGCGAUGUCGGCCUUCUAUCCACUGGACACCGUACGCAGUCGUUUACAGUUAGAAGAACCGGAACGGCGCAAAGCACUUAGCACAUGGCGAAUUCUUCGUAAUUUGAUCGAUGAGGAAGGUUUUGAAACACUCUACCGUGGGCUGGUUCCAGUGCUGGAGAGUCUGUGCAUCUCCAACUUUGUCUACUUCUACACCUUCCACAGUCUGAAGGCGCUUCGUGGCGGAGGGCAAUCCGCGCUGGGUGAUCUGCUGCUCGGUUCGCUGGCCGGUGUUGUCAACGUGCUGACGACGACUCCCUGCUGGGUUGUUAACACCCGACUAAAGAUGAAAGGACUCGGUCAGCACGCCAAACGAAAUGGUUCUGGUGGCACCGAUCUACAAUACGACGGGUUGCUCGAUGGUCUGCAGUACAUCGCCCGAACGGAGGGGGUCCGAGGGUUGUGGGCGGGCGCUAUACCCUCUCUUAUGCUCGUCAUUAAUCCUGCCAUUCAGUUUAUGGUGUACGAAGCACUUAAACGUCGUCUUACAUCGGGUGCAACGUCGAGGACACCGUCCGCAAUCACGUUCUUCAGUAUAGGUGCGAUCGCGAAAAUGAUUGCCACCGUACUGACGUACCCUUUGCAACUUGUGCAGACAAAAUUACGACACGGCAAUACCGACCGGAACCUAAAUCUACCCCCCGAUGUAGACACGGUACAGAUGCUGCUAAUCAUCCUAAAACGUCAGGGUGUAGCAGGACUGUUCCGUGGACUGGAAGCGAAGCUGCUGCAAACAGUUCUGACCGCAGCACUAAUGUUUAUGGCAUACGAAAAGAUUGCACGAUUUGUCACAUCGUUGCUGCUAUCGAAAGGCGGUGUCACUGCGGUACGACAUUGA